AUGAAAUUUAUUGAACAGGAUUUAAAUCGAAUUGUUCGGCCAUCAGUGAGUGGAAAUGAUAAGAAGGAAUCGGUACCAAGCGUAGUAUUAAAUUCAUUGGCAACAUUUGUUAAAACAGGUUCAUUUAUCGACAAAAAGAAAUUGAAAAAGCAAGUUUCGAUAGCUUCGAAAUUUUCAUUCGAUCGCGAUGUUCUUUCAGUCACCCAAGUAGAUGACGAAGAAGAAGAAGACGCUGAAAGAGCUCGAGCAAAGGAGUACCCUUUUAUGGAUGACUCGCCUCCGAUACCGUCGUUUGUUCCAAAGAACUAUUCGAUUUCUGAGAUUCCGGAAGAAAGCACAUUUGAAGUUGAAAUCGCCGAAAAAGAGGAUAGCGAUGGUGAAAUUGAUAUAUCUUCUUAUUCCCGAAUGACGGCUCCUGUUCGCAAAAAAUCAAGUGUCCAAGAGCCUUUGAAACAACAUCAUAGAAUCAAAGAGGUCAUGGAAAGACCAACUGCUCUAAGCGAAGGGACACGCCCAAUUGUGUCUCAAUCCACUUCACAGCGAAAGUUAUCGUCGCGUUUGAGUAAGACAUCAAAACAUAAAACAUCAGCUACGGAUGAUUUUGUCGAUUUACUGGCUUCGAAAUCUGAAUCGGUUGAUGGGAAAAAGAAUAUGGAAGAAAUUCGAGCUCCUGCGACCCCAUGGAGUAGCCAAAAAUUGCGAAGACCCAUGAAACCUCUUCAACUUCAAAAGUCACUAUCUAUUAAAGACGAUGUCUUCUAUGAUUUGGAGGAUGUUUUGAAUAUUUCACUACCUGUAGUUGAAGAAUAUCAACCUGAAGCUUCCAUAACUUGUGGCUAUCGUCAGCAAUCGAAAAUCACAAGGAUAGAUGUUGGGGAUUCCACCAUAAACGAUCCCGUAAGAACCGAGCUUGGACCAAAAAUCUCGGUGGCAUCUCAUAGUAGUCGGUUGCCAGAUAGGCCGGCACCAUUUUUACGAGAUAUGAUGGAAGGAGAAUUGUGUGAUGAUAUGGAACAACGACGUGCAGAAGAACGGCGGAAUAAACUGGCACGUGCUCUCGAAAAGGCUUCUGCGAAAGUGUCUCAAUCGACAAACAAACGUCGACAACGAGGAAUCGGAUGUUCGGGAAAAAUGCUCAAAAUAAGUUUCGAGAAAAACGCGCUCGAUCAGUUGGAGCCAUCAAUUAGAGAAGUUAUCGAACAAGGAUCCGAUGAGAGAAUCUGGUUUACAACGUGGGUAUCGACGAUUCAAAUCAUUGUGUAUAUUUUCUCGUUGUUCCUCUACGAAGUUGCACCGAUGAUGGAAAACGAAUAUAAAAAAGAAGUCUGGGAUACUUCAGCAACAAUUCGAAGAGUAAGCUAUAUGGAGCAAGGAAAUAUUUGGAUCGGACCGAGAUAUGCUGAUCUUGUACAUCUUGGUGCAAAAUAUUCGCCAUGUAUGAGAAAAGAAAAAGGAUUGUGGAAUGUGAUAGAAGAGGAUAAAAGAAAAGAAGAUCUGACGGGAUGUUGUAUUGCUAACGAUGGUAGUUGCUAUCAGGCUAGUGAGAAAGUGUGUCCUAAAGAAAUUGCUCGGUGGGCUGGUCGUUCUACGAGAAACCCUGAGAAGGUUUUGAGAAAAUCGAAGUCGGAGAGUGAUUUGUUAAAAAAUUCGAAUUUGAUACCACCAGGACGGCGAGAUCUUUUGUGGAGUCAUGACAAUAAUGAUGUGACAUUUGUUUGUGGCCAAGAUCCACGGUUUUGCGAUUUUCCGCGAUCAAUUGAACCUCAUGUUUGGUCGAAAAAUAUAUCAGAUUGGCCGAUUUGUACUAAACCUCAUGAUCGUAGUCUUCCACCGCAUAUGACAUGUGAAAUAAGUGGUCGACCAUGUUGCAUACAACUUCAAGGCCUUUGCCGUAUUACAACUAAAGAAUAUUGCGAUUUUGUGAAUGGAUAUUGGCAUCAAAAUGCGACACUUUGUGGCCAGGUAAACUGUUUUAAUGAUGUUUGUGGAAUGUUACCAUUUUUUGGAAAAUAUCCUGACCAAUUUUAUCGAUUGUUCUUUAGUUUGUUCAUUCAUGGAGGACUUAUUCAUUUAUUCUUGACACUCAUGUUUCAAAUUUAUUUCAUGCGGGAUUUAGAACAACUAAUUGGUUCGACGCGAAUGGCGAUAGUAUAUAUUGCAUCAGGUGUUGGAGGGAAUCUUGUAUCAGCCAUUCUUGUUCCAUACAGCCCUUCUGUUGGACCAUUUGGUUCACAUUUCGGAAUACUUGCUGCAUUUUUUAUCGAUAUUUAUCAUCAUCGCCAAAUUAUAGAAAAUUCACGUUUAGCGUGCACGAAAUACGCUAUUAUUGUGGUCGUUUUGUUCUUCUGCGGUCUUUUUCCGUGGGUUGAUAAUUGGACGCAUAUUGCCGGUUUUUGGUUUGGUUUUCAUGCAACCAUUGUUGUAUUUCCAUACCUAGAUUUUUCUAACAACAGUAAUUCCAAAGGGAAAACACACCAAUAUAGAAAUGUGGCACCAGGCGCAAUCAGUUCCCCAAUAAGCACUGUUGCUUUUGCUGAAUCGCCAAAUGUCAUUUCUAGUCCUUAUAUGUUUGUAAAUAUCAUUUAA
This is a messenger RNA of Caenorhabditis bovis, 2586 nucleotides long. The record is from the annotation of a GenBank genome assembly. Lineage: Eukaryota; Metazoa; Nematoda; Chromadorea; Rhabditida; Rhabditidae.